This is a messenger RNA of Nerophis lumbriciformis (worm pipefish), 627 nucleotides long. NCBI's taxonomy places the organism in Eukaryota, Metazoa, Chordata, Actinopteri, Syngnathiformes, Syngnathidae. The record is from RefSeq and is a predicted model, not a curated record.
AUGGCGGGAACUUCUCGGCACGACCGGGAGAUGGCGCUCCAGGCCAAACGUCAACUGGCAUCAUGUUCCGACCCGGUGGAGAGACUCCGCCUCCGAUGCCUGGCCAGAGGUUCGGCCGGCAUCAAAGGUCUCGGAAGAGUCUUCCGCGUCAUGGACGAUGACGCCAACCGUUCGCUGGACCUGAAGGAGUUCCUGAAGGGCGUCCACGACUUCGGCCUCCCCAUGGACAAAGAGGAAGCGGCGGCCAUCUUCCGGCGCUUCGACCGCGACGCCGACGGCACCAUCGACUUUGACGAAUUCCUGCUCAGUCUCAGGCCUGCCAUGUCCCAGGCCCGCAGGGAUGUGGUGACACAGGCCUUCCGCAAACUGGACAAGAGCAAAGACGGCGUGAUCACCGUCGACGACCUGAGGGGUGUCUACAACCCCAAGUACCACCCAAAGUACCAGAACGGAGAGUGGAGUGAGGAGCAGGUCUUCAGGACCUUCCUGGACAACUUCGACUCGCCCUACGACAAAGACGGAAAGGUGACACAAGAAGAGUUCAUCAACUACUACAGCGGCGUCAGCGCCUCCAUCGACAACGACGCCUUCUUCAUCCUCAUGAUGAGGAACGCGUGGAAGCUUUAA